This is a messenger RNA of Acanthoscelides obtectus, 699 nucleotides long. The record is from the annotation of a GenBank genome assembly. NCBI's taxonomy places the organism in Eukaryota, Metazoa, Arthropoda, Insecta, Coleoptera, Chrysomelidae.
AUGGAACUCAACCGAAAAUCUUUUCGCGCCAUAAUGUAUUACAACUUUCAGAGACAAUUAUCGCAACAAGAAUGCUCUGCUGGGUUACUGUCUGAAAACGUCGAUGCUGUGCGCAAACUCAUCAUUGAAGAUAGACAUGUGACAUAUCGCGAGAUUGAGGCGUCCUUGAAGAUCUCAAAGAUCUCAAUUCAAAAAAUUUUACUUGAAGAAUUAGGAGUAAGAAAAUUAGUUUCUCGUUGGUUACCCCACCUGUUGACUGACGAGCAGAAAGCAGACAGUGUUAAUUGGUGUCAAAAACGCUUGACCCCAACAAAAGUCAUCCGUUCUCGAAGUGUUUCGAAAAAGAUGGUCGCGACAUUUGUGUCAAAAGCGGGUCAUAUUGCAACCAUUACUCUUAAUGAGCAAAGAACUGUUACUGCGGAUUGGUAUACCACCAUUUGUUUGCCAAAAGUCAUCACCGUGCUUCGAAAAAUCAACCCCGAGAGAAGAAUCAUCCUCCACCAAGACAAUGCAAGCUCGCAGACAGCCCAAAAAACAUGGCAGUAUUUAACGGAAGAAAACGUGGAAUUAUUGGACCAUCCAACAUAUAGUCCCGAUCUAAGUCCUAACGAUUUCUUUAAUUUCCCGAAAAUUAAAAACAGACUGCGCGAAGAAGCAAUGUGUAUCAAUCUUCGUGGAGAAUACUUCAAAAAACAAUAA